GUGAGAAGCAAGGAAUAAAUCUGUCGAGCAUCGUGCAAUACAAAGUUUUUCUUACUCGAAACCAAAUUCCCAGAAGGAUCACGAUGGAUCAAUGGAUUAGAGAACGGCUUUCUAGUUGCCUGUGUUUCGAGAUCCCAGAAGAAAUGAUAAGCUAUAUAAACACAAUACGGGAAAAUAAAGAAGUUGAUGAAUACUUCCGUACGCUCCUCGACCCCACUAAUGUAGAGCAUAUGACUUUUUUAAAUGAACUUAAGGCAAAGAAGAAGGGACUUACCUUAACUAAUAACGCUCAACAGCAGAAAGAUGUUGUGAAAGGAGCAACAAGUAAAGGCAAAAAAAAGGCCAAAUAUAUUCCACAGCAUACAAGUUACGAACUGUCGGAAACGAGGGUGCCUUUACGCUUAAAGAAGAAAACAAACCGCAUCCUACUGCAUGGUCACGAUAAUACCCUAACAAACGUUAUGAUGCCGCAAAGCCGCCAUUACUGCGAUUGCCAGGCGACAAAACAUAGACUCAUCAACAACUGCCUCAACUGUGGACGAAUUGUGUGCGAGCAGGAGGGUAUCGGAUCAUGUUUGUUUUGUGGUUCGCUGGUCUGCACAGGCGUAGAGCAAGGUGUCAUUGACAGUGCAACUAGUACGGGAGCUACACUGAAGCAUUCGUUGAUGGAUCAAAAUCGGCCGAUCGGAUGGAAUGAAGCAGUCAUCACUCGCAAUCGGUUACUAGACUACGACCGGAAUAGUGAACAGCGAACGGUCGUAAUUGACGAUGAAUCAGACUAUUUUCGUGUAAACUCGGUGUGGCUGUCUGAUGCUGAGCGAAGUGAUCUCGAGCAACUAGAGAGCGAAUUGCACAAGAAAAAGCACACCAGUCGCCUUUCUAGUCGAAUAUCACUUGGUUUUAUCGAGGGCAAACUAAUGGAACCUCAACUAAAAAUCGAUAAUAAGAAAGCCAAGUUUCAUCGGAUCGCUAAAACAUUGAGCGAUCGAGAGAAUGUGGAGGAUACGAAGAAUACGGAAACAAGUAUCACCUGUAUUCGCCCCUGCGUAAUGGGAAUAACUCCUACGUUUGUCGAUACUAACUAUCCAACGUUAGUAACAGCAGAAGUCUUCAAGCAACACGAUUUCAACGAAGUAUACAACAGAGUGCAGGAUAAAGAAUUUCUCGAAAUGUCCGAUUUUCGUUAUUGUCUCUCGCUACAUCAACCUUGGGCUUCUCUACUAGUGGCUGGCAUCAAACGUCACGAAGGUCGUACGUGGUAUUCGGCACAUCGUGGUCUUCUGUGGAUUGCAGCCACCGCCAAACCAGUGUCAAUGAAAACAGUUAGCGAGCUUGAUGCGUUCUAUCGAACGAUGUACAUUAAUGCAACGUUCAACUUCCCGAAGCAAUACCCUUCCGGAUGUUUGGUCGGGUAUGUUAUGGUGCAAGGAUGUCUGCCGCAAGAAGAAUAUCGGAGACAUUACCCAAACGGAGAAUGUGACAGUCCCUUUGUUUUCGUAUGCACCAACGCUCAGGAGCUUCCUAUACAAGUUCCAGUGAGAGGAGGACAUAAAAUCUAUAUCCUGGAUUCUAAAGUACAUCAAGUGGCUGUCAAAUCGUUGCAGCUAGUAGCAAAAAGGCUCAAAAUGAAAUCUGGACAAACAGCUUAGGACAAACAGUUUUAUGGCCCUGUCACAAUGCCAUCAAGGUGACAAAGAAAUAUGUUAAUAAUGUACCAUCCACACCAGACCAUCCACAUCAGACCAUCCACACGGUGCCAUCCCAUCCCAGACCAUCCACAUCAGACCAUCCACACAUCCUAACGGUGACCCGUGAUUGCUGUAUCGUCCGGCGCAAAACUAGUUUUGUCCCAACAUGACGACCUAGAAAGGAACAAACGUACACUUAGGUCCUACCAACCGCCUAGAAAACAAAAUUUUAAUUCUUCUUGUAGAAAUAAAAAGAAAACGGUUGGUAGUACAUCUAAUUGACAUAAACAAUGAACAUUGUACAUUGACAUUGUAAACAAUGGCCGACGACCGCGAAGCGGAUUGACAGAUCGUCAUGCCAGCAGCCAUAUCCAGCGCCAGCACUCGCCGAAUCGCUGACUACCUGAACGGCUAUGAUGGCGAGUCGGCCAAGGUGUGCGAUGGCUAUCGAAUCCACCACGACUAGCCGUCUUCAGAGGAGUGGUGGCCAUCUCGCUCCCCCAUGCCGACCGACAGCAGUGUGUGUGACGACCCGGUCGUUCACCAGAAUCAGCUGGACGAUCAGCUGGCGACCGGGGUGAUGACCGCCGACGACGCCGACGCUCUGGCGGGACACGCGAGAGGACGAGAGUUCAAGUUACACCACCGGAGGAACCAGACGGGUUUUUUAAAACGUCUCUUUCUUUUAAUUUCGCAAUUCACACUUUU
Molecule: messenger RNA, 2396 nt
Organism: Anopheles bellator
Lineage: Eukaryota; Metazoa; Arthropoda; Insecta; Diptera; Culicidae
Product: activating signal cointegrator 1
Exons: 5
Coding region: 84-1649 (521 amino acids)
Biological process (GO): positive regulation of DNA-templated transcription
Cellular component (GO): nucleus
Molecular function (GO): zinc ion binding; transcription coactivator activity
Source: RefSeq, a predicted model, not a curated record